AUGGAGGAGUACGCAGCUUACAUCUUCUGCCCUCAAGGAACACCUAAAAUGCAGGAGAACGUGGUGACAAAGAGCAGCGGGGCCAAGAUGACAAAGCCGAAGGUUCCCCUGGAGUGCCCAAUUUGUGGAAAGGUUUUGGUGUUUGUGUCCCGGCACCUCAGGGUUACCCACAAAAUCCUGAAUGAGAAGGAGAGGGCAAUUCUCAAUAAUAUGGCCACUGGGCGGACGGUGGUGCCCCCUGGGCCAUGCCCCAUGUUAAUGUGUUUGCCCUACAUCCUGCAUAUCGAAAAGCACAUCCGCACCCACCUUGACAUGGGGGUGGCCUGGCAGGACGGGGCAAUCCGGGCACUGAAGCGCUCCACUGCCCUCAGGUUGCUGGCAGACCUCAGGGCCAGUAACCCAUCUCCUCCGAUGGUCUCCAGGCUGGACCUGGAUGAAGCAGGAAACCCAGAGGAGGGGGUUUCUGGCCUUUGCCAGCUUCCUGCCUGCAUACACGCAAGGCAGAGGGUCCGCCAACUUGAGGGGGAUUUGGCGGACCUCAAACAAACUAAUGAUGAGCUCACGAGACGGCUGAGGGAGGACAGGCCCCGCCGUCGCCAGCCACCUAAAAAGCUCCCAACUAGCUCCUCCAGUGAGCAGGAGGAGGAGCAGGAGGAAGAAGAUGAGGAGCAGCAGCCGCCGCAGGCGCGACUGCAGCUGAAGAGGGUCCUUUCUUCUCCCCCUGAGACGAAGAAGAAGAAGGAGGAGGAGGAGGAGGCGGUGGUGCCUCAGCCGCCGAAGAAGAAGAAGAGGGAGGAGGAGGAGGGGGAACGACAAAGAGCGAGGCAGCUGGACGGCGGCACAGAGCAAGCUGUUCUGCGCGAUGUCACCGUACUUCUCACAGAGGAGCAGGGGCUCCCAACUGAGAAAGAUCGAGUUUGGAGCCUCCAUUAG
This is a messenger RNA of Solea solea (common sole), 933 nucleotides long. RefSeq names its product cyclin-dependent kinase 11A. Bases 1 to 933 code for a protein of 310 amino acids. The transcript has 5 exons. The record is from RefSeq and is a predicted model, not a curated record. Lineage: Eukaryota; Metazoa; Chordata; Actinopteri; Pleuronectiformes; Soleidae.